AUAGCAACCCGAAGCAGCGCUUCCCUGGCUCCCCCUCUUCCCAACCUUCUUCCUAAUCCCCUGAGGCCCAUCCUAGGGUCCCCUUAGAACUUUGUCUUCCCUCCUGCCAAGUACCCUAAGAUUUCAACCAAUUAGCCAGGUCGGGGGCUGUAUGUUGGCUGCCUUGCCUAAGGAAGUGCCUUGGCAGAAAAGAAGGAAGAAGGGCUCUGGAGGGAAUAGGGAAGGGAGUUGUUCUGAGCCCCUCCCAUCAACUUAGUAGGGGGAUGGCAUCCACAUCUGCCAGGAGUGGGGACAAAAAGGACAUCUGGUCAUCUCACACUGCUGCCUCCUUAGGUGGAGGGCAGAAAGCCUCGUUAUCCCGCUCUGAAGAAUUCCUGGCCCGAAUCAGCACAGAACUUACAGAUGAAGCACUGUUUAUUGCUCGCUCCCGUUUGAGUCCUAUGCCCAACAAGGAAAAACAGACCAAAGACCAAGGGACUCAGAUAUCUAGACAUGUGUUCUUCAACAAGACCCGAGGCACUGACACCCGCUCUGACAGAAAUCGAACCCGAACCAAGGCACACCUUCUGCUAUCUCCUCUUGAGAAGGGAGCACUCCCCAACAGUCUGACAACUGGAGGAUGAGCUCAGUCCUCCAUAGUACUGCCUUCUUUCAGCCUCUUGCCUUCCCCCACCACGUCCCUCAGUGAAAACCUCAAAGCCCCUCUUUUGCAACUGGCUAAGCCUCUCAUCUCGGGAGGAACCCCUGGUCAUAAGCAACGCCGCUUUUGAAACCAAGAAAAUCUUGUGGAGCUGUUGCAGGGCCCUCUCCCCUCUGUGGGCAAACACCACUGAGAAGACAAGGUUUUAAUAAAGAACCAGGGGUCCUCCCUUUCCGAAAA
Mastomys coucha (southern multimammate mouse) is the source of this 880-nucleotide messenger RNA. Its product is annotated as putative protein T-ENOL. NCBI's taxonomy places the organism in Eukaryota, Metazoa, Chordata, Mammalia, Rodentia, Muridae. The record is from RefSeq and is a predicted model, not a curated record. The transcript has 6 exons. The coding region runs from base 264 to 623 and encodes 119 amino acids.